This is a messenger RNA of Nematolebias whitei (Rio pearlfish), 1127 nucleotides long. RefSeq lists its product as uncharacterized. The transcript is spliced from 5 exons. NCBI's taxonomy places the organism in Eukaryota, Metazoa, Chordata, Actinopteri, Cyprinodontiformes, Rivulidae. Bases 1 to 795 code for a protein of 264 amino acids. The record is from RefSeq and is a predicted model, not a curated record.
AUGGCUGAGCAGGCAAGAGUGGAGUCUGUUUGGGCCCCCAUGGCUGAGCAGGCAGGAGCAGAGUCCACCUGGACUCCCACAGCUGAGCAGACAGGAGCGGUUCUGGCUGAGGAGAGCAGGCUGGAGGCUGGGACCAGGAGGAGGCGGAACCAAAAAACUCAGCCUCGCCGGGCCGAGUGCGAGGAGAUGGAAAUGCAGGUGAUGUGGGCAGAAGAGCAGCGGACCGGUUCCCGUUGCGUCUUCUCUUUCUCUUUUGGCGGCGAGGUGGAUGGUGUACCGGGGCGAACCAGAGUUCGUCCUCUGACUCGGCGUCCUCCCCAGACGUCCACCCAGAGCAGACUGGUGAUCCAGUACAGGAAUGAACUGAUGCACUCCUGUGAGUUCCGGGUGAAGGACGAAUGGAUCAAACUCUACCGCGGCACUCUCAAACACUUUGUCCAGCAGCUCAGUCAGGACGUCCCCCACAUGUCCACUGUGGGACAACAAAUAGAAGACAUGCUGACUGUUGAUCUGUCCAUAUGUGUCUUUGGUGUGGACCGGAUGGACUCCGCUGGACCAGACUCAGACGCUGACAGCCAAUUAGAGGCCAGCGCUGAGUUAGUCGGCCAAUGGGAAGCUGAGCUGCUCCAGGAGAUGUUGCAGGAGUGUCUUUGUGCUGAAGAUGGUGUCGAUUCAGAGACACAGGACACGGAGCAGCUGAGGAGGCUGCAGGCCUUCUUGCAGGCCAACCAAGAUCUCAGGGAGAAGUUUUCCUCUGAGCUCCAGACCAUCACCACUCUGGAGGUGGGACAAUGAGGAGACAGACGAUCACAUCACACUGCUUUACUAAUAAUCAACACAACACGGACUUUGACUUAUUAUUCCUGAAAAUAAUUCACUUCAUGAUUCAUGAUCAGAGAAGAAGAAAUCAUUUAGUUCGAGAAACUUUUUUUUAAUUGUUUACAUUAAAACAAAGUAAAAGUGUUGGAUUAGGCACUUUAAACUGGAUUACAGUUAAUCUGCACGACAUCUGUGGAGGAGGUGUAUUGUUUUUGCAUAGUGACUUAAUUAAAACUGUAUUUAAUUAAAAACUGUUAUAAGCCUGCAUGAAUCCAUCUGCUUUUGUUUUUACCAGAUAAACCAUUAAA